AAGGGGGAUGGGAAGCGAGGCAGGAGGGGGAGGGGCCUCGGCAAGCCCAGAAAAAACGACAACGCGAGAAAAAUUAGUAUUUUUGCACUUCACAAAUUAAUGACCAUGAGCUCGUUUUUGAUAAACUCCAACUACAUCGAGCCCAAGUUCCCUCCCUUCGAAGAGUACGCGCAGCACAGCGGCUCGGGCGGCGCAGACGGCGGCCCGGGCGGGGGCCCCGGCUACCAGCAGCCCCCAGCGCCCCCGACCCAGCACCUGCCGCCGCAGCAGCCCCAGCUCCCUCACGCGGGCGGCGGCCGAGAGCCCCCUGCCUCCUACUACGCGCCGCGGACCGCCCGCGAGCCCGCCUACCCUGCUGCCGCGCUGUACCCCGCGCAUGGGGCCGCGGACACCGCCUACCCCUAUGGCUACCGCGGCGGCGCCAGCCCCGGGCGGCCGCCCCAGCCCGAGCAGCCCCCGGCGCAAGCCAAGGGCCCAGCGCACGGCCUGCAUGCGAGCCACGUCCUGCAGCCCCAGCCGCCGCCGCCCCUGCAGCCUCGCGCCGUGCCCCCAGCGGCCCCGCGGCGCUGCGAGGCGGCCCCCGCCACCCCAGGCGUCCCGGCAGGGGGCAGCGCCCCCGCGUGCCCGCUGCUCUUGGCCGACAAGAGCCCGCUGGGCCUGAAGGGCAAGGAGCCCGUGGUGUACCCCUGGAUGAAGAAGAUCCAUGUCAGCGCCGUUAACCCCAGUUAUAACGGAGGGGAGCCUAAGCGCUCUCGAACCGCCUACACCCGGCAGCAGGUCUUGGAGCUGGAGAAGGAGUUCCACUUCAAUCGCUACCUGACCCGGCGGCGCCGCAUCGAGAUCGCCCACACGCUCUGUUUGUCUGAGCGCCAGGUCAAGAUCUGGUUUCAGAACCGGAGGAUGAAGUGGAAGAAAGACCACAAACUGCCCAACACCAAGAUGCGAUCCUCCAAUUCGGCCUCGGCCUCUGCCGGCCCACCAGGGAAAGCACAAACUCAGAGCCCGCACCUCCAUCCCCACCCCCACCCGAGCACCUCCACACCCGUUCCCUCCUCCAUAUAA
Molecule: messenger RNA, 1062 nt
Organism: Pan troglodytes (chimpanzee)
Lineage: Eukaryota; Metazoa; Chordata; Mammalia; Primates; Hominidae
Gene: HOXA4
Product: homeobox A4
Exons: 2
Coding region: 100-1062 (320 amino acids)
Biological process (GO): embryonic skeletal system morphogenesis; positive regulation of transcription by RNA polymerase II; anterior/posterior pattern specification
Cellular component (GO): nucleus; nucleoplasm
Molecular function (GO): DNA-binding transcription factor activity, RNA polymerase II-specific; RNA polymerase II cis-regulatory region sequence-specific DNA binding
Source: RefSeq, a predicted model, not a curated record